Harmonia axyridis is the source of this 1295-nucleotide messenger RNA. Its product is annotated as E3 SUMO-protein ligase ZBED1-like. Gene Ontology annotation, molecular function: protein dimerization activity. The record is from RefSeq and is a predicted model, not a curated record. Lineage: Eukaryota; Metazoa; Arthropoda; Insecta; Coleoptera; Coccinellidae. The transcript has a single exon. Bases 395 to 1258 code for a protein of 287 amino acids.
UUUAAAAUCAAUAUUACUUGAAUGUUCGGCUUGCGAUUUACGUCAUUCUUCCGAAAAUUUAUCUGCGGAACUACGAAGAGUGACUAGGGAAUGGGGUAUUGAAAGGAAAGUGAUAUUUGCAGUAUCAGAUAAUGCUGCGAACAUCCAAAAAGCAAUUCAAGACAUAGGAUGGAAACAUAUUGGCUGUCUAGCGCACACAAUAAAUUUGCUAGUGAAAGAUGGGCUCAAAAAUGAGGACAUCCAAAAAACUAUUGAUAAAGUUCGGGGAAUAGUUAAGCAUUUUAAAAAAAGUAACAUUUCAUCCCAAAAAUUAAUAAAAUAUCAAGAAAACGUGGGAAAAACGCCCUUAAAAUUAAUAUUGGAAGUUCCGACCCGAUGGAAUUCCACGUUUAGCAUGCUAGAAAGGUUUAUAUUUUUAGAAGAAGCUGUGAAAAGUACUGUAGCCAUUAUUGAAAAAGAACUGCCUGUACUUACAGCUACAGAGUGGAACAUUAUAAAGGAACUGUGUCUGAUAUUAAAACCUUUUGAAGAAGCCACAAAAUCUCUGAGUGGAGAAAAUUAUUGCACCUCUUCGUUAGUGAUCCCCAUUUGUAAUGGAUUGAAGAAUAUUUUGGAAGAGUUACUGAGGAAAAAGUUAUCGGAAACUGUGACGAAUGUAGUGCAACGACUUCGAGGCAGUUUUCAGGAACGUUUAGGAAAUGUGGAAAACAAUAACACAUUAGCAGUGAGUACUUUUCUUGAUCCCAAAUUCAAACAAUUUGCAUUUUCGAAUCCUUCCAUGGCUGAAAAUACGAAAGAAAAUAUAAUGAAAAUGAUUGUAGAAAAAAUCUCCGAAGAGUCAAGUGAGUUAUAUCCAAGUAGCGCAGCAAAAGAAUCAAACGAUAAACCCAUGGAAGAAAUCGGGAAUGUGAAUUCUAUGUCUAUUUGGGGUACUUUCGACAAAACCAUUGCUUCUGUACAACCUAAAGGCACACACAAUUCUCGUGCAAUUAUUGAAAUACAGGGAUACAUUGAAGAGGGUGUUAUAUCUCGCCAUCAGAAUUCACUCUUGUGGUGGAAAAAUCACAAAGAAAGGUUACCGUAUUUAUCUAAAAUCGCACAAGAUCAAUUAUGCACUCUAGCAACAUCAGUUCCGUGCGAAAGAUUAUUUUCGAAAGCCGGAAAUAUAUUGACAGAACGUCGAAGCAGACUUAAUAAUAAAAAAACCCAAAUGAUUCUCUUCCUCAAUAGCAAUUUGUCGUUGGUAGAGAAUGAAUAAGAAUCAUUAUUAUUAAAUAAAUAUAUGAAUAUAUGCA